AAGUGUUCCUAUAAUUUAUACUAACAUAUAAAUCUUAAAAGUCAAAUUUUUCUAUUCUAUUCGCUGUUUCUUAAGCAAAAAUUGCUGAUUUAUGUAAAAUAGACUGGAGUCAACAUUUAUUUAAAUCCAAAUUCCCGGCUGGCAACUCUAAAACUUAACAUAAGACAAGUGUCAAAAACGCGGGAUUUUGCAAGAAAUUUGUGGCCGGCGUUAUAAUGUGAAAUAGCUGUUUUGGUUAAUAUAUAAUAGGAAUUAGUCGUAUAUAUUUUUUUGUUAAUAUUUGAAUUACUAUCAAGACUUAUAAGUAAAGAAACUUUGUAAAUAUGAAUCGAUCGCUCGCAUCAUCAUCACCAGAUUAUCUGGAUGCUGCUGGCAACAUGUUAGAAAAAAUGGAUAUUAAGGACUUAGCAGCACCAACUUUACUUGAUGUGACGAAGAUUGCACAGCAUGGAAUGGCUACUGCAAGUGGUUUAAGCGAUUUUGAAUAUCAAAGUUUGGCAAACCUGGCAGGAGGGCAUAAACAAUUAACACAAGUAAAUAAUGUUACAAAAAUUCCGAUUCCUAACGAAAUAUUGGAUCACUUCAAACAUGUAAAAUGUCAAUGCAUGAUGGGUCUAUUUCCUGAGAUAGGACGAGCUUGGCUAACCAUUGAUUCUGAAUUAUAUAUAUGGUCCUAUGAACACACAAAGGAUGUUGCUUAUUAUGAUGGUCUUAACAGUACAAUCGUGAGCGUUGGUCUUGUAAAACCAAAGCCUAACAUAUUUAUAGCAGACGUUAAAUAUUUGCUUAUACUUACAACCCCCACGGAAAUUUUGGUUUUAGGUGUCACUUUUGGAGAUAGUGCUACAAGAUAUGCUUCGCCAGCAAGAAUUAAUUCGAAUCUACCAAAAACUGAGGAAAUACAAUUGCUCAGUAAACCAAUUUUCCACUUAGAUUCUGAGAAUGUGGCUAUUAAUGUUGUAGAGGGCACCGAAAAUGGACGAAUAUUUCUUGGUGGGCGGGAUGGGUAUUUGUAUGAGUUAAUAUAUCAAGCUGAAUCCAAUUGGUUUGGGAAACGUUGUAGGAUAGUUAACGUAUCGCAAAGUGUUAUGGCUUAUAUGGUACCCAACUUCCUAAAAGUGCUGACGCCAAAUGAUCCUGUAGUUCAAAUUGCUAUUGACGAUACACGGAACCUUUUAUAUAUGUUGACAGAAAAAGGAACAAUUGAAGCAUAUGAAUAUGGCUCAGAACCGAAUGCUAUUAGACGUUUUGCAAAAGUUUCACAACAUACAAUUGCACAACUAGCUGGAAACAUAGCGAAGACGGUGGAAUCUGAUAUAUUUAAACCUAUAGCAAGACUCUGUGUAUUAACUUAUAAUGAUUGUCCCGCCAUGAAUUUAGUUUUGAUCACAGAAACUGGUGCGCGUCUAUUUUUUUCUGUAAACCAACAGUGCCUCCAAGUAAAUGUGCAAGAUCAAAACUCUCCAGCAAAACCAAAUGUGUCUUCUUUGACAAUGCUGCAAACAACUCAUAUAUCACCUACUAAACGAAGCCCUAGCCCAACAAAAUUAGUUUCUAGUAGCACAACAGCGCACGGUAGACCUGCGUUGGGACUUUAUUUAGUGCAUGUGCGUUUACCGCCAGGAUAUACACCAAAUACAACGAUCAUUAAACCAAAACUCGUGCAUGCUGCACAUUAUAGUGAAGGAAAUUUGCUACUGGUGUCUACUACACAACAGAAUCAAGAUUUAUUAUGGACCGUAAGUUCUGCACCAUUCCUAAAUCGUCCAUUUUUUGCCGAAGCGAUUGAAAUUGUCGCUAUGGAAGGUGUGAUAUGGAAAAUAGCAAAUAUACCAACUAGAUCAAAUGUGAAUUCUGUUUUGCGUAAAUCUCAACAGCCUAGUAGAAUGGUGCUACUUUCAAAUCAAGGAGCGCAUCUUAUUGAAUUGUUAAAGUCUGCAGAUAUUUUGCAACAAUUACUAACAGCAUAUCGUGGGCCGCAUCAUACGUGCAUUAAAUCAUUUUUUCAAGCGCAAACUGAUAUUGAAGCAUGUAUAACAUGUUUAAUACUAGCUACAUCUGAACAGUACCGCGGCUCUGAAAUUGCGAUGUGGGCUACACAGGCUUUUCUACUUUAUGGUGGUGAUCCUACAUAUCAAAGACGACUACAAGCACCUCAUAAUGGUAACAUUGACGGCGCGCAUCAACAAAUGGUUAUGUCCACACCCAUUCCAAAUCAACCAAUGGCUUCGUUUAGCCAUGUAGGUUCGCAAACGCAUUUGCAAAUGUCACAAUAUCCACUAAGUCCAGUAAAUCCGUUAACACUAAAUGCGACUUAUAAUAAUAGCAAUGAUUCAACUAAUAUAAUAUUUUCUGCUAAACAUGACAGUCUUUAUAUAUAUGCAGCAAGAUCACUUCGGCCUGUCCUAAAGAAACGGUGCGUUGAUAGUGAUUUAUCUAGCACGGUAAAUCUUGAGGAUUGCACGAUGGUACUCGAGGAUUUGAAUGCAUUAAAAAUAUUUUUAGAAACAACAUCCAUAAAUGAUUUAUAUUGUAAUACAACAUUUGGUUUUAGUAAUCAAGGCAUAAUUCAAAAUGGUUACAAUCAAAUGAUGCAUACACCAAGUUUUCAAAAUCAGAACGAACAGAGAUCCGUAGCUGAACAUCUACAGUUGGAAGAAAAACGAUCGGUCACCGCAUUAGUUCAUUUUAUAAGGCACGCUUGUGAAGUUGUGGCAUUGUGGAAAGUCUUAUGCGAAAAUCCAUUUGUCCAAUUAGCUGAUUAUCUUAAUCCAGAACAGAAAACUAUCUUAACAUCUUGCACGUUCUACGACCUGAUAUUAUCACGUGGAGAGAUUUGUGGUCAACUAAUAAUUGCUUUGGUAAAUUCGUAUAUUAAGGACCAAGCAUGUGUUGGUAACAUAUCGGCAAAGCUGCGUGAAGUGUGUCCGACUUUAUAUCGACAUGAAGAUGCCGUUUCAUUCAAAGCCACGGAAAUGAUGAUGGAAGCUAAAAAUUGCAUUUAUCCGCAGCAAAAAAUGCAGAUAAUGCAAAAUGCAUUAAAUUUAUGCAAGGAAACUGCACCUAAUAUACCUUUGCACGCCAUAUGCCAACAGUUUGUUUCAGCGAGAUUUUUUGAUGGAGUUAUCGAUCUAUCAUUCACCUGUGCCACAAAAUGUGAUCCUGAAGAAUAUGGUAUACAUUUUUAUAAGAAUGAUGAACCAGCUGAUGAUAAUGAGGGUUAUACGUAUUUUGCAAAAAGAAUAAAUUGCUACAAAGAAGUACGUGAAAUGUUGGAAAAACUUUAUGAAGAUCAAGGUGGCACCUUUAAAGGUAUAGAAGAAAAAGAAGAUGGCACACUAAUAACUGACGAAAUUUCAAAGAUUGUAAAUCAAUCGAUACAUAUAAAAGAUCCGCUAUUACAUAUCACAAUCUAUGAAUGGCUUAUGUCUCAUGACUUGACAUCAGUGUUAUUAUCACUAAUGGAACCAUCUUUAGGAGACUACUUACGACGGAAUGUAUUGCGUUUUCCUGAUAACUAUAAAGUAAUCGAUUUAUUAUGGAAAUACUAUGAAAAGAAUAAACAUCAUGCCCAGGCGGCAAAAAUUCUGGACAAUUUGGCAUCCAUGGAAACUGAUGCUAUACCUCUAGAUAAAAGAAUUGAAUAUCUGGCACGUGCUGUCAUGUGUAUGCGAAAUGACACUAUAGGAUACUCAAUGCAGAACGGUUUGCUGUUGAAAGACGUAGAGGAUAGGAUGGACAUAGCACGAGUACAAAAAUUCAUUCUUAAUUCUAUUUCUGCAAUUACACCUCAAACCACCGUAACUGACAGAGCUAUUCAAGAUCUGAAUAAUAAACUUUUUGACAUAACUGAUCUCUAUCAACAAUUUGCAGAACCAUUUGAGCUGUGGGAGUGCAAGCUCACCAUACUCAAUUGCUCACACCACAACGAUACAUUGUUAAUAGAGUCCGUAUGGCAAAAGAUUAUCAGCAAUACCAUACAAGGUUGCAGUACCUCAACAGAACGCGUCACGCGAUUGUUCACAAAAAUCGAGACACUUGUUAAAGAAUUUAGUCAAUCGGGCAAUUGUUUUCCGCUUGCAUUCAUCAUCCACGAAUUAGAAAAAACCGCAUGCGUAUACAAUAUGCCGGAAGCCAUAGUCCCAGAAAAACUGUUGGCAAUGGAUAUUGACAUUGAAAUUAUGUUGGAAUAUUAUUACAGAAUGAUAAUAAUGAACGAGCGCACUUGGACACAAGAGGGUAACGAAUGGCAUUUAGUGGAAUCUUGCAUACUUUUAACCAGAACGUUGGCCGAUACUGUGGAAACACUGUGGUGUCGUUCAAAACGCCGUAUAAUUGGAAAAGCGCUUGAUAUUAUUUCCUCUUGUCUCAAUUUAUGUUACCAGAAGCCUAGUACCGAAAGCAUGCAACAAGCACUGAAACAAAUACAAUGUCGACUUCAACGUAGCCUUUAA
Teleopsis dalmanni is the source of this 4454-nucleotide messenger RNA. RefSeq names its product nuclear pore complex protein Nup154-like. Gene Ontology annotation, molecular function: structural constituent of nuclear pore. Gene Ontology annotation, cellular component: nuclear pore; nuclear pore inner ring. NCBI's taxonomy places the organism in Eukaryota, Metazoa, Arthropoda, Insecta, Diptera, Diopsidae. The transcript is spliced from 17 exons. The coding region runs from base 324 to 4454 and encodes 1376 amino acids. The record is from RefSeq and is a predicted model, not a curated record. Gene Ontology annotation, biological process: RNA export from nucleus; protein localization to nuclear inner membrane; protein import into nucleus.